GCGGAAAAUUGUGACUCAAGAAGUGCCAGUUGGAAUAUUUUGGAUUUUCACCAAAAAACCAAUCACCCACUCUGGAUACAAUUUAAAUUUUGAAGUGAUUAGGUUUCCCACUCAAUCCGCUUGAUCUCGCGAAGAAGCAUCUUCAUACGUGGUUGGGGACCAUUUAACACCAAUUUGACCUUUUCCCCGACUUCUAGCAUCCCAGACAAAAAAAGGACUAUUUGUCCUGAGGGCGGAUUUUCUGGCACAUCAAAAGGGGCGGGCAAAGGGCUUGAGAACAAGUGUUUGAGGAUGUAGGAGGACUUUUUCACGGGGAAAUACGCUAAAGAGGAUAAUCCGGGGGGUUGAACAAGGGAGAGAAUCAGUGUGGAAAAUCGGCGGAAAAAUGGGAAAUGAUAGAAAGGAUUCUGAAUCGGUGAGUGUUGACAUGGACACUUCACCGUCACCAGUGCCAGGAAUUGGCAAUUUGACUGGUACCAUGUCUCUGGAUUUACCCAAACCCCUGACAAUUGAUGAGAAAAAAUUCCUUUUGGCUGUAGAAAGGGGUGAUUUGGCCAACGUGAGGAGGAUGCUCCAGAAGGCCGCCCGAAAGCACCAUUUUAACAUCAACUGCAUGGAUUCACUGGGAAGGGGUGCUCUCACCUUGGCUAUUGAUGGUGAGAAUCUGGAGAUGGUGGAGCUACUUGUGAUAAUGGGUGUUGAAACAAGAGAUGCUCUCCUUCAGGCCAUCAAUGCGGAAUUCGUAGAAGCAGUAGAGCUUCUGCUAGAACAUGAGGAGCUCAUUCACAAAGAUGGUGAACCCUACAGUUGGCAAAAAGUGGACAUCAAUACGGCUAUGUUUACACCGGACAUCACACCCUUGACCUUAGCUGCCCAUCGCAAUAAUUACGAAAUCUUGAAGAUUUUGCUUGAUCGAGGAGCGACAAUCCCUGCUCCGCAUGAUGUAAAGUGCGGCUGUGACGAUUGUAUCAGGCUUUCGUCUGAGGAUUCUCUAAGACAUUCACUGUCCCGCGUGAAUGAAUACAAAGCCCUGGCCAGUCCCAGCCUGAUGGCUCUUAGUUCCACAGAUCCUUUGCUUACUGCCUUCCAGCUGUCCUGGGAGCUUCGAAAUCUAGCCAUGGCUGAGCAGGAGUGUAAAUCCGACUAUGUAGAAUUGAGGAGGCAGUGUCAACAGUUUGCUGUUGAUCUCCUGGAUCAAUCUCGUAGCAGUCAGGAACUGGCUAUUAUUUUGAAUCAUGAUCCUGAUUCUCCGCCCUAUAUGGAUGGUGAUCAUAUGAAACUGGCCAGACUUGAGCUUGCCAUUGACUACAAACAGAAGAAAUUUGUAGCUCAUCCCAAUAUCCAGCAACUCCUGGCAGCACUCUGGUAUGAAGGUGUUCCUGGAUUCCGACGCAAGUCUGCGAUGCAGAAGAUGACUAUUUGCGUGCGAGUGGCUCUGCUUUUCCCCCUGUACUGUGCUCUGUACAUGGUAGCACCCACUUGUUCAACGGGAGAACUCAUGAGGAAACCUUUCAUGAAGUUCUUGAUCCAUGCUUCUUCGUAUCUAUUCUUUUUGUUUCUCUUGAUUCUGGUGUCUCAGCGAGCUGAAGUGCAGGUGAUCCUUCUUUUUGGCACAGAGAGUAUGCGUCGAGCUCUCGAGGAGGAACUGAUGAGGCAACGUGGCAAUGGUCCGACUUAUCUCGAGCUUCUUGUUGUGGUUUAUGUGCUGGGAUUCAUCUGGGAAGAGACUCAGGAGAUCUUCGCAGAGGGCAUGCGAAGCUACCUUCGGAAUAUGUGGAAUUUUAUUGACUUCAUGAGGAACUUCCUUUACUGCUUGGUUGCCUGUCUGAGAGUAUUUGCCUACAUCCAACAGAACAGUGAGAUCAGCAAAGAUCCCAGCACUGCGUACAUUGCGCGGGAGCACUGGGAUGACUUCGAUCCUCAGCUUAUUGCUGAGGGACUUUUUGCUGCGGCAAAUAUCUUCUCAGCACUGAAGUUGGUGCAUCUGUUUUCGAUAAAUCCCCAUCUGGGACCUCUUCAGAUCUCUCUGGGCAGGAUGGUGAUAGACAUUGUCAAGUUCUUCUUCAUCUACUCCCUUGUACUCUUUGCCUUUGCUUGUGGCCUCAAUCAGCUGCUGUGGUACUUUGCUGAUCUCGAGAAGAAGAAGUGCUACUCACUUCCUGGAGGUCUUCCGGACUGGAACGCCCAUUCAGAUUCUUGCAUGAAGUGGCGAAGAUUUGGCAAUCUCUUUGAAUCAUCCCAGUCGCUGUUCUGGGCCAGUUUUGGAAUGGUGGAACUCGAAACGUUUGAAUUGGCCGGCAUAAAGUCCUAUACACGCUUCUGGGGUCUCCUCAUGUUUGGCUCAUACAGUGUCAUCAAUGUGAUUGUCCUCCUGAAUCUCCUUAUUGCCAUGAUGUCCAAUUCCUAUGCUAUGAUUGACGAACAUUCAGAUACUGAGUGGAAGUUUGCAAGAACCAAGCUCUGGAUGAGCUACUUUGAGGAUAGCUCAACUCUACCACCGCCUUUUAACAUUUUCCCCACUAUGAAGCUCCUCAUGCGACUCUGUGGACGUUCCAAGAAGAAGAGGGUAAUUGAGAGGAAGUCCACAAUUAGGAGGAAUCAGGAGAAGGAGCGGGAACACAGAUAUACUAGCGUCAUUCGGGCUCUGGUCUGGCGAUAUGUCUCGGCAAUGCACAGGAAGUGCGAAGAGGACACUGUGACGGAGGAUGAUAUCAAUGAGGUCAAAAUGGAGAUUUCAGCAAUGCGUUAUGAAUUGAUUGAAGUUCUGGGACGCAAUGGCAUGGACGUGUCAAUUGUGGAGCGCAAAGAGAAGACUGUUUUGGCCAAGAGAAUGAAGGUGUGGGAGAGGCGUCUUAUGAAAGAUUUCCAUGUGGCUCCUGUAGGUACCGAAGCAGAAGAAGAAGCCCCGGAGGAGCCACCAGCUGGUCCAGAAACUGGUCUGGCUAAAUUCCGACGGGUAGCCCGGCAAGUAGCCAGUUCCUCCACGGCUCACAAAUGGGGCCAAGUUAUCCAGGAUGUUGGGAUUCAGACCAAUUCGCAAAUUGGACGCUGUCGCAACCGGGAGAGCUUCAAGAAUCAGCAGAAUCUCCUGCGUGCCAUGGAGGAGGCCAGAAAACUCGUGGAGCGGAGUCCUCUGCAUCGGAGUGGAAGUGUUUCUCCGGUUGAGAUUGUGGAUCCCACAGCUAAUACUCUGAUGGAGCUGCUGAAGAAUAUCAAGGAGGAAAUUAAUGAGAUAUCGCCAAUGAAUACCCUGAAGCCUUCGAAGGAUGGAAAGAGUCGAUCGACUUCUCCUGCUCAGCUUAUUAGUGAAUUAUCGAAGAGCCCUAAGCCUGCGAAAAUUGCAGAAAUAUCAAAGAUGCCUGCUCCAAAUAUCCCGGAAAUUGUUUCUCCACCUCCCAGAUCUGAGACUUCUCCACCUUCUGUCAGUUCUCCACCGAGUGUUACUUCCCCACCGAGAAUUACGUCCCCACCGCCUGAGAUCUUGGUUACCUGUCCAGAUAAUGUGACAAGCUCAGACACUCUGAUUGACAUCGACGAGCCUCAGAAUCCGUAUAAAGUGAUAAAGAGGAAAGCUCCAACUGCUGGCGAUAUUGCUGUAUCUCGUCCUGUAGCAGCUAAACCAUCUCCCAGACAAGGAAUGAUUCCACCGCCUCCGUCAAAAACUGAGCCUGCUCCCUCACCUGUGACUGUGACACAGUCGCCUCCAAAGAAAGAUUCUCCACCGGCUGUCCAGGAACCCCGAAGAAGCAGUAUUGCAUCGUCGUCUGGGAAAGUUCCUUCAUCUCCGAAGAAGGAGUCCCCACCUGUAAUCCCAGAACCCCCACCGACUCCUCGAAGGACCAGUGUCACUUCAGUUUCCGGGAAAGUUCCAGAUUCAGGAACACUGACGCUGGAUCCUGGAGUUUCUGGUAGCAGGGAGAAGCUAGUGCCUGAAAAAUCUGCUGGAGAACCCUCAGCAGACGCCAAUAAAGCUGCCUCUUCGCCUCCGCCUUGCUUAAGACCCAUCAAACGCAUUGAAGAAGUGAAAACCAUCAAGAGACAGCCCAAAGAAGGAUGGCUCUAGUCCAGGUUAGACGUUUCUUUCGAACCCUUUUCAUUGUUUUUGCACGAGGAAAUAGUUGACUCCCUUCUCUGUUCAGUAAUAACCUUUCGAAGAACCAAAGUUACUCCAUGAUAUGUUUAAAGACGAGAAGGUUGCAGAGGACUAACUGAUGGUUUAUUGAACCACAAAAUUUAUAAUAACUCAUACAUUGACAUUCCAUAUGAUAAUGCAACUGUUAUACUGUCAACUCAUUAGCGUUAUUGAACACUUCACUCCAAAGCCAAGCCAAAUCUGAGGGUCAAUUUUUGAAAUUCUCACUCGCACCCGCGAGCUCUUUAGUGGCCGAGAGAAAUUGACUCGCACACCCCGGAAAUUCUUGAGUACGUGCAACGAGUACUUUAUGUUAUAAAGAAGUCGUUACAGAAGGAUUUGAAUCUACAGGGUGUGCGAGUGGAUUUCUCUCGGCCACUAAAGAGCUCGCGGGUGCGAGUGAGAGUUUCAAAAAUCGGGCCUCUGUUCGAAAAUCUACCGGAAGCCUUAAAGUGCAAGUUCACGUACUCGCCGCUUUGGCGUUGAUUGUUCUGCCAUUUCGAAUUUCGAUAUUCCUGACACUUCAAUUGUAAAAAUGCCAACAACAGUGUAUAAAUUUGCUGCAAAAGUGAAUUUUUGUACAGUUUUGUGGAAUUUCAACAUGGCAGAACGUUUUAAUUGCAAUAUUAUUCAAAUAAAUGUCCUUUUCAUGAACUUACUUAAUUUUGUGAAACUUGUCAGUUUAAAAGUUCGAACUUCCAACGGGUUUUAAGUAAGUUCUCUCUGACAGUUCAACCGGAGAGAGCUCUCAAAUCGGGAAAGUUAUUACUGAACGAUAGGAUUAAGUACCGCCCAAAGUUUAUUUAAGCCACGCCCCCUGAAGUUUAAUAUUGACAUUGUUUGCCUCCGGAACCUCCGGAACUUGAAAAUCUCUACAAAAAUUUGGACGAUUUUCCUCCAUCGAUUUGCAAAUUAAUACCAAUAGCUUUCUCUUUCGAAAAAUGGAAGAGUUAAAAGUUUUUCAGUGAUUAACGAUCCCAAGAAUAUUGCUAACUUCAGCAGAUUCUCUGCACUUCCAUCAAUAUUCCUGCUCGUGGUGUUCACAAGUAAAGAUUUGCAUUCUUUUCAUCACUCAUCUCCAUCAAUUGUGAUUAAAUUGUGAGAAGCAGUGUUUUCCCCUUAGUUUUUCCUCAGAGUCUCUAAAAUAAACGUGCCACUGAUGCUUUCCUGGCGUCCAUUACUCCUCUGAUUAUUUGUUCAUGUCAGCAAUUUAUAAUGGUUAAUUCAAUUAAUAUUGUAACUAAGUGCGAUGAAGAUUCUCCCUGAAAACACGUCAAUUUUUCGAAAUGGUUUCCUUGAUGGAAAAUAUCAUAUAUUUUAGCAUCGAGAAGCGUAUGAUGGGUAUUAAAUUUGAAUAAAUGGAAGGCGGAGGAAAUAAUAAAAUAAGAAAUUUAUGAAUUUAUGUAAAAAAAAAACUGGGUAAAUUUAAAUAAAAAUUCAUAUUUUGAGGCUUUCACCAUUCACAG
Molecule: messenger RNA, 5598 nt
Organism: Phlebotomus papatasi
Lineage: Eukaryota; Metazoa; Arthropoda; Insecta; Diptera; Psychodidae
Gene: trpl
Product: transient-receptor-potential-like protein
Exons: 9
Coding region: 386-4063 (1225 amino acids)
Biological process (GO): manganese ion transport; calcium ion transmembrane transport; regulation of cytosolic calcium ion concentration
Cellular component (GO): cation channel complex; membrane
Molecular function (GO): store-operated calcium channel activity; protein binding; inositol 1,4,5 trisphosphate binding
Source: RefSeq, a predicted model, not a curated record